This is a messenger RNA of Engraulis encrasicolus (European anchovy), 3002 nucleotides long. RefSeq names its product rho GTPase-activating protein 24. The record is from RefSeq and is a predicted model, not a curated record. The coding region runs from base 454 to 2463 and encodes 669 amino acids. Gene Ontology annotation, cellular component: focal adhesion. Gene Ontology annotation, biological process: negative regulation of ruffle assembly; negative regulation of Rac protein signal transduction; wound healing, spreading of epidermal cells. The transcript is spliced from 7 exons. Gene Ontology annotation, molecular function: GTPase activator activity. NCBI's taxonomy places the organism in Eukaryota, Metazoa, Chordata, Actinopteri, Clupeiformes, Engraulidae.
GUGUGUGUGUGUGUGUGGGGGGGAGGCGUAUGGACGAAUGGAUGGUUUUUCCAUCAUGCUGCUGAUGCAUCUGAUUAGCACACACUCUUGAACUGGGAACUCUUUGUUGUACACGUACAGGGGGAAAAAAGAAAAAACUUUCUGUCCCCCUCUCUCUGCUGUUAUCUGACCAAGAGACGUCUUAUCUUGUUCAGAUGAAAAUGGUACGGUGGAGUGAUGACUGGGAGAACCAGAGGGAGGCUGAGAGGGAAAAGAAAACAGAACAAUUCCCUCCAGCUUGAGCGCAAAGGACCAUCGAACGCAGAUCCACCAGGGGACAUGACCAAACAGCAGCUCCAUUGAGACACUGGAAGAUUUUUUAGCCUCUGGACAGAAAAAAAACAGGGAGACUGUGUGGUAGCCUGAGGAGGGCAAAAAUAUAGUGUGAGAAGGAAAGUUUCGGAAGGGACCACCAUGCCUGAGAACAAACCUGUGGUGUCUCGGACCAGCAGUUACCUAUCGCACUCUGCCUACAGGAAGAUCAAGCGAGUGUUGAGUUUCCGAAGGCGUGUGUUUGGCCAGCGUCUGGAGGAGACGGUGCUGUAUGAGCGUCGCUAUGGUGUGCACAUGGCUCCGCUGGUGGUGGAGCAGUGUGUGGACUUCAUCCGGCAGCGCGGCCUGACCGAGGUGGGCCUGUUCAGGCAGCCGGGCCAGGCCACGCUGGUCAAGGAGCUCCAGGAGGCCUUCGACGCCGGGGAGAAGCCUUCCUUUGACAGCAGUACUGAUGUGCACACGGUGGCGUCUCUGCUGAAGCUUUACCUGAGGGAGCUCCCGGAACCUCUAGUGCCCUUCUCCAGAUACCCUGACUUCCUCGUUUGUGGCAAGAGCAUCUCUGCAGAGAGGCAGCAGGGAUUACUGGAGCUAAGAUGUUUACUCCACGAACUUCCAGUGGCGAACUUCAACCUACUGAAGUACAUCUGCCAGUUUCUGAGUGAGGUCCAGACCUACUCCAGCAGCAACAAAAUGAGCAUUGACAACCUGGCCACUGUGUUCGGGCCCAACAUCUUACGGCCGAAGGCAGAGGAUCCAGAGAGCAUCAUUGGAGGAGCAGCAGUGGUGCAGCACCUGAUGUCCGAGCUCAUCAGGGAACACAGCCUGCUCUUCUCCAGCGACGGAGACUCCGACGACCUCAGGAUCUCCAGACCUGCCCCGCAGGCAGCCGCGCACACCCGCCACAGCAGUAGCCAGGCCGAGUGGGUGUGUACGGAGCUGCUGGACCCAGAGGAGGUGGAGGACUGUGGCCCCUGUGGGAGUCUGGCUGGUGGUGUUGGUGUCAGUGCCUCCGACUGCCCCCUUCCUUCCCCACGCCCAGCCUCCACGCCUUGCUCCCAUCAGCUGUCCCUGCCGCUCACCUUGGAGCAUAAUAGACGCGUGUCUACACACAGCCCCAGGGAAAGGCGCAAGUCUCCCUUUAUAAUGGAGACGGAGGACCAGCCCUGUGUUGCUGCUGCUGCUGCUGUUGCCUCAGCAAUAGGUCCCAGUCCUGUUAUGGAGCCACACCACCACCAGCGCUACAGCCCUGCCUUGCCCAAGUGCCAUUCCCCACAUUCAGGUCUCAUCCCUCCCCCUACCAGCCCGCCUGCCCCUGGCUCUCCGCCGACAGCUGUUCUGGAAGGUCCAUCGCAGCGCGUGGACUGGCCAGGCGUGGAGGACCCAAGCUGGACUGUGGACAAAGACCUGGGGGGCAACAGUGGCAGCAGCGACGCGCAGGACAGCACUCUGUCCGUCUACGACAACAUGGACACUAUGACCUCGUUCCUUCCUUGCGAGGAGGGUGGGGCGGACGGGGCGGACGGGGCGGACAUGGGCAGCGGCCCUGGCACGGCCGAGCCAGAGGGUGGCAGCGGGAGCUCGUGGUCGUCCUGCGAGGCCCUGCUCCAAGAUGGCACCCAGAGCGGCAGCGGAGGGCCCGCCAGCCCGGCGUGCCAGGCCUCCAUCAGCUUCCCUUCCUUGUUCCAGGCGGUGCGCGACGGGGACGCAGACGCAGACGCCCACCCCAACUCUCCGGCCUCGUCCUCGGCCCCCACCGACGCGCCGCUCAGCACAGGCAGCAGCGAGGUCUUCCUGCCCUCUGCGCCUCCGGAGCCCCACGUAUCCACGGCCUCCCACGCCAUGCACUGCCUCCUGGCCGGCCUCAGGCAGCAGAUGGCUCGGCAGAAAGCGGAGUACGAGGCUCGGAUACAGAGGCUAGAGCGGCGGAACGAGGCGUUGCAGGCGGAGGUGUCUGGGCUGAGGUCCAGCCUGGAGCAGCAAAGGCGCUGGUUCAGCGUGGCUGAGAUCAAGAUGCGCAACGUGGAGCGGGCCAGGGCCGACGCGGACCGGAGAAACGCCGCCCUCCAGAAGGAGAUGGAGCAGUUUUUUGAUACUUUUGGUGACCUCAGCGCAGAGGCCAAGAAAACGGACCGAAUUAUACAAAGCUUUUAAUUUUUAAACCAAAACGACUGCAUUUUACAGGCUCAAAUCGAACACAUCCCAAGGCCUUAGGAUACAGGCCUUCGCCUCAACCCCAAGGGGACCUCUUACAGGACAUUGGAGUCAACUAGCUGUCCCAGUCAGUUCAUGAAAGACGUGAAAGAGGUUUCACACCGUGUUGUGUAAACACACUGGUUUAAAGGGAUCUCUGUGAAUUGUGAAAGGUGUGGCAAAGUUAACGCUCAAUAAGAUCCUGCUUUUAAUUGCUGAGUGACACUCAAGAGUGUUAAGGACAAUGAAGCAUGAAUUGGAUUACUGGAUUAUGCCUACAUGAUUAUAGCCUGCGCUUGGCAUCAUAGGCCUACAAUAUUUUGACUGUUGAAGCUGAGCGGUCAGAGUGGUAUGUUUGGUGACUGAGCAUACAGAUGUAAAUAAAAUAUAAUGCACUCAUAUCAUUACCACUCAUUUAUGACACUAAUAAAACACUAAGGCACCCUUACUUAAACGCUGCUGCUCCCAGUAUGCAACUUAUUGUGCAAGGCUAUGCCAUG